This is a messenger RNA of Brassica napus (rape), 1705 nucleotides long. RefSeq names its product probable protein S-acyltransferase 3. The record is from RefSeq and is a predicted model, not a curated record. NCBI's taxonomy places the organism in Eukaryota, Viridiplantae, Streptophyta, Magnoliopsida, Brassicales, Brassicaceae. The transcript has 2 exons. Gene Ontology annotation, biological process: protein targeting to membrane; peptidyl-L-cysteine S-palmitoylation. The coding region runs from base 714 to 1169 and encodes 151 amino acids. Gene Ontology annotation, cellular component: Golgi apparatus; endoplasmic reticulum. Gene Ontology annotation, molecular function: protein-cysteine S-palmitoyltransferase activity.
UCCUCACCCUCUUGGUUUGUAUCCUCUCUUUAAGUUUUUUCAAUAGUCUUGCUUUUUUCUUUUUUUUUAGUAAGAAGUACCGGAAACUCAUAAUCUUGCGUUUUAAGCUGUUAUCUUUGCACCGUGUCUGCAGGUGUUUACGUUUCUAUUCUUGACAUCAGCUAGAGAUCCAGGAAUCAUCCCAAGAAAUAAAACAUCAGUAAAUCUUGAAGAUAGCUCAAAUAGUUCCUUGACACAGUCUAUGGAAAUCCUCAUCUCAAGAUUCCUAGAACAAAAGACGUUUUCGUUAACGGCUACACUAUCAAAGUCAAGUUCUGUGAGACUUGUUUGCUCUACCGUCCACCACGUGCAUCAGACUGCUCCAUAUAUAACAACUGUGUCCAACGCUUUGAUCACCAUUGUCCGUGGGUUGGACAUGGGCUUAAUAAAUCCCAACAAAACUAAUAUUUCUUGAUGUUGUUUUGGGUGGGAUUACGGGCUUCCGCUCGAACCUCAUAGUAUUUUUUUUUAAAACAACUUUCAAUAUUAUAUAUUAAACAAUUUAUAUUUUAUUUUUUAAAACACUUCUUGAUCAUAUAUAUAUAUCCUCUCUUUUGCAGAGAAACUACCCGGUCUUCAUCUGCUUCAUCUCAACGUCAACAUUGUUAUGCAUAUACAUCUUUGCGUUCUCAUGGAUCAAUCUAAUCCAACAGCCUGGGAGAUUGUGGAGUACAAUGUCUCAUGACAUAAUCUCUGUCAUUCUCAUCAUCUAUUCAUUCGUUUCUAUCUGGUUCGUUGGUGGCCUUACCAUUUUCCACGUCUAUCUUAUGUCUACAAAUCAGACAACUUAUGAGAAUUUUCGGUCCCGUUAUGAUAAGAAAGAAAACCCUUACAAGAGAGGGUUGCUGAAGAACGUUAAAGAAGUGUUGUUCGCCAAGAUCCCACCUUCUCAACUAGAUCUCAGAGCAAUGGUCCCAGAAGAAGAUGACGAAUCUGAGUAUGAGUCAGAGUAUAGCUCUUCCAUCAGAUAUGAUAAUGAAAAGGGAGGCAAACUCCCUAAAAGGGUGAGCCCGAAGAAGCUUAACUUAGAUAAUAUUGGCAUUAGCAAUGAAUACAAGACAGCUAAAGAUGAUGCUUCUUCUGAGCUUGAUCCUUCUUUCUUCUCAUCUCAACUAGACUUGCCUAAGUAACAGCAAUGAAAUGACCCUCUUUAAUGUUGUAUCAUAUUUUAUCUAUAUUGUCAGGAAUAUUCUGAUGGAAUAGCAAGCACUCAAAGGAUUAGCUAGGUUUGAUUAGAGACCUAAAGUAAAAUUGUACAAAUGUAGCCCUUGAAAUGUGUUUAGAAAAUUUAAAACAACACUAAACAUCAUAGACUUCAGUAUAUAAAGCAUUUACCGAAAAACUCAAUAUUAUUGAAGGGGUUAACACAUAGACUUGGGAAAAAAUAAAAUAAUAUGACAAUAUUAUUUUAAUGCAUAGUUGCAUCUUGCACUAACAUAUGAUGAAGAUCAAAGAGUUUUGUAACCUUUGUUGUCUCCGUUUCUCUAGAGAAUAGCAAUUUUAGAGUGGUUACUCCACUAAUUUAGGGUGUAUUAUGAAGUUUUACUAAAUUAAUUGAUAAAAAGUAAAACGAUGUCCAUGUACCAUGAAAGAGAGUUUAAUAUACAUUAAUACAAAUGUAGAAUGUGCUUGGAAAUUUUAUAACAACACUAAAGAUCAUAGGCUU